AUGGCCAAAGCUACACUGAAAUGUUCAGCAAAUUAUGUUCCACUUACUCCCAUUAGUUUUCUGGAGAGAUCAGCCAUUGUUUACAGAGACAGAACUUCUAUUAUUUAUGGAGAUAUCAACUUCACUUGGAAGCAGACCCACGAGAGGUGUCGCCGCCUCGCCUCCGCCCUCUGCCGCCGCGGAAUAUCCCGCGGCGAUGUUGUUGCUUCCUUGGCUCCAAACAUUCCAGAAACUUAUGAGCUACAUUUUGCUGUUCCAAUGGCUGGAGCAGUCCUCUCCACACUCAACAUACGCCACGAUUCCGCCAUGGUGGCCGUGUUGCUCGCUCAUUCACAAGCCAAGAUCAUAUUCGUCGACUACCAGUUUCUUGACAUUGCCAAGGGCGCUCUCAAGGUCUUGUCCAAGAAGGGCUCCCCGUUGCCUUCUCUCAUCUUGAUUCCCGACCCUCAUGAUUCAGUUUCUCGGCCAAAGUUUGGGACGGAAAUGGCAGAAUACGAGUCUUUACUAGCGGAGGGAGAGGCUGAGUUUGCAGUAGUAAGGCCGGAUGAUGAGUGUGACCCUAUCUCCCUCAAUUACACCUCUGGCACAACGUCGAGCCCCAAAGGCGUUGUGUAUAGUCACAGAGGCGCGUAUCUGAACUCCAUGGCUGCGAUUCUGCUUAACGAGAUGCAGUCUAUGCCCGUGUAUCUAUGGACCGUGCCUAUGUUCCAUUGCAACGGAUGGUGCCUGACUUGGGCUGUGGCAGCACAAGGUGGAACCAAUGUAUGCAUAAGGAAUGUCACCGCGAAGGGGAUAUUCGAUAGCAUAGCCAAACAUCGUGUCACACAUAUGGGAGGUGCUCCAACCGUCUUGAACAUGAUCAUCAACGCGUCUCCUAGUGAGAGGAGGCCUCUCCCCGGGAGGGUGACCGUGAUGACAGGUGCUGCACCACCGCCUCCUCGGGUGCUCUUUGAGAUGGAGGAGCAAGGAUUUAACAUCACCCACGCAUAUGGUCUCACAGAAACGUAUGGCCCGGGGACUAUCUGCACUUGGCAGCCGGAGUGGGAUUCCCUACCUCUUGAGGCUCGGGCGAAACUCAAGGCGCGCCAGGGAGUUCCGCAUCUCGGGAUGGAAGAGCUUGAUAUCAAGGACCCUGUUACUAUGCAGAGUGUGGCUCGGGAUGGGAAGACGGUGGGUGAAGUCAUGUUUAGAGGUAACACGGUGAUGAAUGGUUACUUGAACGACGCUAAGGCGACUGAAGAAGCGUUUCAAGGGGGGUGGUUUCAUACUGGGGACUUGGGGGUGAUUCAUCCGGAUGGAUACAUCGAGCUGAAGGAUCGGUCAAAGGAUAUAAUCAUCUCCGGAGGGGAGAAUAUAAGCACGAUAGAGGUGGAAUCGGUGAUCUUCAGCCAUCCGGCCGUGCUUGAGGCUGCUGUCGUGGGGAGGCCGGAUGAGCACUGGGGAGAGACGCCUUGCGCAUUUUUGAAGCUCAAGGAGGGUCAUGCUGCUACCACGCAGGAGAUCAUCAACUACUGCCGCGAGAGGCUGCCUCAUUACAUGGUGCCACGGACAGUGGUGUUCGAGGAAUUGCCAAAGACUUCGACCGGGAAGACGCAGAAGUUUGUGCUCAGGGCCAAGGCCAAAGUUAUGGGCAGCCUCUCUAAACAGAGCAAGAUGUAGUUAGUUUCCUACUGUAGUAUUUAUCAAUCAUUGUUGUCUGGGAUUUUAACCCUUUUGUUAAUUGUCUGUAAACUCUGUUUUCCUUCUUCAAGAAUGAAUAAUGAAUGCCUAAUGGCUUAUUUACACAUUUAAAAA
Salvia splendens (bonfire salvia) is the source of this 1794-nucleotide messenger RNA. RefSeq names its product butanoate--CoA ligase AAE1. Lineage: Eukaryota; Viridiplantae; Streptophyta; Magnoliopsida; Lamiales; Lamiaceae. Bases 1 to 1659 code for a protein of 552 amino acids. The transcript is spliced from 2 exons. The record is from RefSeq and is a predicted model, not a curated record.